Pygocentrus nattereri (red-bellied piranha) is the source of this 1789-nucleotide messenger RNA. RefSeq names its product hemicentin-2. Bases 167 to 1789 code for a protein of 540 amino acids. The record is from RefSeq and is a predicted model, not a curated record. Lineage: Eukaryota; Metazoa; Chordata; Actinopteri; Characiformes; Serrasalmidae. Gene Ontology annotation, molecular function: integrin binding. Gene Ontology annotation, cellular component: membrane. The transcript has 8 exons. Gene Ontology annotation, biological process: cell-cell adhesion.
CUAGAAGCAGACGCUACUUCACACUUUGCGCGAUUCAAGAAGUAGAAACUACGCCUUUUGACAGAAUCAGAUCUGAAGGCUUUUAGCAGAAUCACUUCCCUUCUUUCAGCAUCAUUCACCAUCAUACACCGUUGUCAUUGCUGCAGUCUUCAGGGCAGGACGGGCCAUGCUGCUGUUUCCAAAACUGGCGGGCCUGGUGCUGAUUGUGCUCAUAAAUGGCGAGACUCCAGACAGCACUGUGGGUCAGACUGUGGGACCAGACGGACCUCAGCCUCCUCCUACAGUCACAUCAGAUCCCCUCGACAUUACUGUGCAUGAGACUCCAGACAGGGUGUCCAUCAGCACUGUGGGUCAGACUGUGGGACCAGACGGACCUCAGCCUCCUCCUACAGUCACAUCAGAUCCCCUCGACACUACUGUGCAAGCUCCUUGUAUCCUCACUCUUCAGCCUCCUAAAGUGGUGGUUAAAUAUGGAGAUAAAGCCUCAGCAAAUUGUUCCACUACUACUGACCACAUAGGGAUGGGCUGGGAGGCCUCUCAAGGACCAGUGGACAUGAAGGAUGAUGUACAAUUAAUCACCUGGAGUGUAGACAGUCUUGUAGAGUGGGGCAUAAAACCAUUUUGCUUCAUGAAUCCUAAUCCAGACAAGCAGUGCAAAGUUCAUCUCAAUGUUACUAUUUACAAAACUCCAGAAAGUGUGUCCAUCAGCACUGUGAAUCACACUGGGCCGAUGAUUGAGGGUGGACAGUAUGAGCUCCAGUGUGACAUUCAGAAUGUUGCUCCUGCUGAGCUCCUCACUGUGAGCUGGUUCAAAGGAGACACUCUAGUGAAUAAGGAAACCUUUGCUAACUCGAUCAAGACUCCAGUGAAUCGGUCAGCUACACUCCAGAUCUCCCCCAGCAGAGCUGAUGAUGGAGCUCAGUACAGGUGUGAAGCAGAACUGGAUCUGGGACCAGAAGGACCUCAACCUCCUCCUACAGUGACGUCAGAUCCCCUCAACAUUACAGUACAUUACAAGCCUGUAAUAGAUUGUUCCAAUUGGACUCCUUUGAUAAAUACCUCUCUGGACUCAUUUCCUUUCGCUGUUAUGGGCAAGCCACAAUGGCGCACCAAGUGGCAUCAAGGAACUUCACGGAUUCCAUCUACUAAGCGUCUCAGCAAAAAGGACUCUGGCCAGUAUUCAUACUGUGCCUCCAAUAAGAUUGGCAGUGAAUGCUGUGCUACCAAUAUCACAGUGGAGUAUGGCCCUGAAUUCGACUGUCCUUCAGAGUAUGAGAGCAGAGAACACACACUCUUCUUAGCAAAUUGCAAUGUUACGGCUUCUCCUGAAGCUGAUGUCUCCUGGUCCAGAGAUGGAAGAAAUGUGGAACGUCCACACAACCUCACCAGGAGAGAUAACGGCUUAUACAAAGUAACUGCGCAGAACAAGCAUGGAACUGAACAUCACGUCUUGACCAUUAAUGUUCUUUAUGGUCCAGAAAUAGAGUCAGGAGAUGAGUCAGUAGAGGUGUAUGAAGGCAGGGAUGUGACUCUGUCCUGCACUACUGAGGGGAACCCAGAGCCUGAAGUCAAGUGGAGCUUCAACAAUCAGUCUAAGACCACUGGAGGGAGACAGACGACACUGACGAUUUCUGGAGCCACGCCUGCUGAUGGUGGGGAGUAUACAUGCACUGCAACGAACACAUUUGGGAGCCAGACAAAGAGAAUCUUCUUGGUGGUGAAAGGUAGGCGUCUCAUCACUGAUGUGAAUGUGGGCUGUAGCUCAUAUUCUCUUUGCAAUCAUAUGUAA